AUGCCUAGCUUGCAAGAGAUUUGGCAUACAGGCAACCCCGGCUGGUCUGAGUGGCUGGCGCUCACGGGAGUUUGGUGCUUCCCUCACGAGUCAUACUCCUUCUUCGAGGCCCUGCGGGAUCGCGAUGAAAAGCCUCUCGACGACGACGACGAGAUUUCAUACAACAGGGCGGUGGCGAAUUUGGCGUCGGUCGACUCGAGCUGGGUUCCUGCCAUGAGAGGGCAUGUUCUCAUCGUCAAGCACGCCCCAGAAAAGAGCGACCAGCUCCAAGACAACCUGGUCAAGACUGUACUCAACUCCGAGGCUUAUGACGUCUCGGACAGCGAAGUCGAGCACGUCCUGAACCUUGCGCGUCGCUGGUUUUACGGACAGCCUCCGCCUGCGUCUUCAGAGCACGGCUCAUUUGUUGUCUCACCGGAUUUGUGCCACCCUUUCUCGGACACGGAUGGAGCGGGUGUCAUAAAGGCUCUUCUCACUCUUCCUACAUGGCCAGCAACUCUCGCAAGCGCCGCGCGCCAGCCGCCCCAGUUUUCGUUCCGCCACCAUACGUUAUCUAUAACAGACCUCACUGGUGCUCCACCAGACGCCCCUCUUCCAACCAACAUACAUCGUGUUACCUCUGACAAUCGACGCGUCCAUACCCAAACUAUUCUGGUCCAACCAACUUCUCCAGUCAAACGCGCCCGAAUCGAACACCUCGAGCGUCAGCGCGCUUUACCGAGCCUCCUCCUGCCCGAGGAUACCGAGAGAUAUGACAUGGGCCUGGAUGGUGACGAGAGUGGCGACGACAUAGAGACAGAGGCUGGUUCUAAGACCCGCCAAACGCGACCAGCGGAUCCUUCGAUGGACGAUUGGGCCAAAAAUCACCGAGAUGCCUAUUUACGAGGCAUGUUGUGGCGCGAAGGACGAGGCCAGGAUGUGGAGAUCUGUGGGAAAUGUGGCGACCCUUCUCGCCCCGCAAUAUUCCGCUGCCUCUUCUGCCAUGGCCAGGGUGUUGUUUGUGAGACUUGUUGUCUGCACGACCAUCAUUCCAAUCCGUUGCAUUAUAUCGAGAAAUGGAAUGGCGUCUACUUCGUGAAGAGUUCUCUUCAUGAUCUCGGGUUGCACAUACAAUUUGGCCACCAUUCCAACGACACAUGCCCUUAUCCACGAGCAGGUCGGUCAGACUUCGUGGUCAUCGCUGACAAUGGCAUUCAUUCUGUCGCGGUCAACUUUUGCGGCUGUAUGGACAGCGAUCCCAAUCACCUUCAGCUGUUGAAAGGCGGUUGGUACCCUGCGACGACGGACUCCCCCCGAACGGCUGCGACAUUCACGUGUUUGGACCGGUUUCACUACCUUUCGUUGCAUGGGAAGACCACAGCCUACGACUACUAUGCCGCCUUGGAGUCCUUAACCGAUGGGACCGGGAUUAAACCUCCUGACCGAUAUGCUAUAUUCAUGCGCAUGUCUCGUCAGUAUCGACACCUGCUCCUCCUCAAAAGAAUGGGCCGAGGACAUGAUCGCUAUGGUGUAUUGGGUACUGGCCCAGGCGAACUCGCUCUUCGUUGUCCCGCGUGUCCACGACCCGGAGUCAACUUACCCGAAGGAUGGGAGAAUGCUCCUCCCGAAAAACAAUGUAUGUAUGUCAUCUUCAUUGCGCUCGAUGCCUGCUUUCGGCUCAAACGUCGGGCGAUCUCCAACGAACUCCGAGACCCUGGGCUGGGGACAGGUUGGGCUUAUAUGUUGGAAUGGCACCCUUACACUGCGGGCAAUGGAGCAUAUUCCGCCCUGGAAUAUGUUGAGAAUAUUAUGAAUAUUCCAGGCUGUAUUCAUUCCAUCUUCUAG
Molecule: messenger RNA, 1824 nt
Organism: Mycena indigotica
Lineage: Eukaryota; Fungi; Basidiomycota; Agaricomycetes; Agaricales; Mycenaceae
Product: CxC2 domain-containing protein
Exons: 6
Coding region: 1-1824 (607 amino acids)
Source: RefSeq, a predicted model, not a curated record